Molecule: messenger RNA, 1461 nt
Organism: Naegleria fowleri
Lineage: Eukaryota; Heterolobosea; Eutetramitea; Acrasida; Naegleriidae
Exons: 2
Coding region: 1-1461 (486 amino acids)
Cellular component (GO): TRAPPIII protein complex
Source: RefSeq, a predicted model, not a curated record
AUGGACCCAAAUGUUAGACCCCCCAGCGUUGGUGGUGCAUCGAACCUGCCCAUGAUCGAAACUCCACAUCCUUUGAGCAUCAAGCUGAUGAGAUUAAAAAAACCAGAGUUUUCAGUGGACGUUCCAAUUCUUACUGAACGAAAAGAUGUUCUCGGAGAUAAUAAAUUGUUUUAUAAAACACCAAAUCAUGCUUCCGAUGUGAAGAGUCUGUACGGGAAUGAUUCGGUUGGAUCCAGAUCAACAACGAGUGGAUUUAAAGAAGAAAAAUUAAUUGAAAUUCCGGGCGUGGAGGAUAAUAGUAAUGAGAAAAACCUAUCACAAUUUUUAACAGAACGAUGCAUGGUUUUUGACAGUUUGGGUUAUAAUGACUCGUGGACUUUACCAAGUGCUCCAGGUGCCAUCUAUAUCGGCGAGACACUCAAAUGUUACAUCUCUUUGCAUAAUGAAUCUUACAACGUCAUCAAGAACAUUUCUAUUACUGCCGAACUACACACUGGAAAAGGAAAAACAACAAAACACAUCUUGCUGGAUAUUAGCUCGACACCUAUGGAGCAGCUUGGUUCCAAAUCAAAUAAGGAUUUUAUUAUUGAACAACCAUUGAGCGUUCCUGAUAAUAUUAAUGAUGAUGAUGACAAAACUUUUCUUGUGUGUAAUGUUGCAUACUAUGAUCCUGAAGAAGGAAGGAUGAGAUCAUUCCGAAAAUUAUUUCCUUUUAAAGUGUAUGAACCUCUUGGAAUGAAAGUGAAAGUCAAUACUCUUGAAAAUCAUAUCUUUGUACAAUUAGAUUUACAAAAUUUAACGCAAGCACCCUCCAUGUAUAUUGAAAACGUAAAAUUUGAACCCAACUUUGGAUUUGAUCUUAUUGACCAUUCAACUCAUAAUUAUGGAGAUAGAUAUUAUGAGCACCCAUUAUUGAGAGGAGAAACGAAAAGACUAUUAUUUGAACUGGUCCCAAAUUUAAAACAGCCAAAGGCAGUGAAUGUUCUUGGAAAAAUCUCCCUUCAAUGGAAAAAUACUUUAGGAGAGAGUGGAAUGCUUAUUACCAGUCCAAUUCAACACAAAGGAGUCCAGAAACAAGACUUGGACAUAACAAUACUUGGUUUUUCAUCAUCACCUAUGUCUGAUGAAUUUCUUCUUGAAACUGGAAGAGUUCAACUCAAACCCGAGCAAUUUUACCUACAUAAGCCAUUCUAUGCAGUGUGUGAAAUUGUAAAUAAUUCGAAGGAUAUUAUGGAUCUUACGCUUCAUCUUGAAUCUGAUAAACUGUAUCCACUUGCAGUUUAUGGAUCUUCUUUGCAAGUAAUUGGAGAAUUGCAACCUACCAAAUCAAGAAUUGUUUACAUUCCACUGUUUCCAUUACAAAGAGGCCUUCAUGCAGUUGCUGGAAAAGGCAUGUUUAUCAAGGACAAGCAUUCAGGAAAAGUGUUAACUCUUCCUUCAAAGCCAGUUACUAUUCAUUAA